AUGUCGUCGGGUACUGUUCACUUCCCCGCCAUUCUUGUAACCGUCACCUGUAAUCCGCGCUGGUGUGUCCGCACCCUGAGUGGACGAGAAAGAAAGGAUUUUUCGGAGACUUCGUUCCAGACCCAGGAGUCAACUUUCCCGUAUGAGCAUUCGAUAGGUCGUCUGAGGGUUCGCCGCGGUUCAUUGCUGUGCUUACACACUAGGCUACCCUUCUCCGAAAGCUCUGCGGGACCACCUACCACUAGUCUUCGGCCGGAGGGGUUUAUUGCAUGCACAAAAACGCCGGGACGCAGGCUCCCGAAGAGGGAAGCCCAACGAAUGUCAGAUGCAAAGCCCCGCACCUCAUUAAGAUCAUAUUGGCAUACUCUCCCAAAAAAAAAAGAGCAGACCCCAUUGAAGACGAGAGUGAGGUACAACAAGGCCAUUUCUGUCCACCGCCCUUCUCACGGAGCCGUACGUGGACGUUACCGCUCAUACAGCUCCCAGCCGGCAAGAGUUAGCCUCCCUCUACAAAGAAUGGAAGUAUGGAUGAAUCGACAUAAAAAAAAUAGAGGAAUUUUCUUUUUCUUUUCAGCAAUAACAUGAUAAGAGCAUCCCUUUCACAAAAACCUACAGGUCCUCCCCCUAUCCUGCCUGCCACUUCAGCAUCUUGUGAUCUUUGAGAAGAUCAUUACGAGCCCUCUCCUAGAAUGUUUUUGUAGAUUCCGAAAAUUCCAUGGUGGAUCAGGAUGAGUAUGUCCUGGAUUCCCGGAUUCAUUCUCAUCCUGGAGCUUCCGCUCUCCUCCGGGGAGGGGUUUUUAUAGAUAGAGAGGUGAGUCGAGGGUAGCCCCCGCUUGACCGAUUUAUCGGAAUCAGAGGAGGUUUGAAGACGCUCGACCCAAACAAGCAACGGCUUCUAAAGUAAAGGAAGGGGGCGCGCUAGCGCUUUACUAAUAGAAUAUCAAGUAAAGGGGACUUUAUCAUGAUCUUAAGAAUUUACAACCCUCUUUACUGAGCGAGACUCUACCCAGAUCUAAAGAAUUCGCCAAAGAGCCUUUUCUUCUUACUAGGAGAGUCAGCAAGCUACCGGAAGCGAUCUGGCUCCCCCUUUGAAUUUCCAAUUCCUUCUUUUCGUUCUACUUAGGUGGAGCAAUCCGAACUCUCGACAGAAUAUAAAAGAGCGUCUUCGAACCUGUGUAGACACCUCAACGAACUCAUGCGGACACUCCUC
This is a messenger RNA of Arachis ipaensis, 1210 nucleotides long. NCBI's taxonomy places the organism in Eukaryota, Viridiplantae, Streptophyta, Magnoliopsida, Fabales, Fabaceae. The record is from RefSeq and is a predicted model, not a curated record.